AUGGGUUCUCUUGAUCAACAAUCUAAUAAGCUCCCCACAAUAGAAUUCAACCAAGAAAACAUGACACCUGGCACAAAUCCCUGGAAAUCAACCUCGGAUUUGGUCCGACAAGCCCUGGAAAUGUACGGAUGUUUUGUGGUAUCCUACGAGAGCAACAUCGGUUCGGAGCUGCACGCGAAGAUUUUCGACGGCGGCCUGUCGGAGGAGCUGUUUGGUCUCCCACUUGAAACUAAAAAGAAGCACAUUUCGAAAUUCGCAGGUUUCGGUUACGGUGGGAAUUAUUCGGUUAUGCCGCUCUUUGAAUACUUUGGGAUUGAAGAUGUUGCAACUCUUGAUGCUGCACAAAAAUUCACCACCCUCAUGUGGUCUCAGGGCCAUGAUAAAUUCUGUGAGACAAUAUACUCGUACUGUAAAUUGCUGUCGGAAUUGAACAAAACGGUUGUUAAAAUGGUGGCCGACAGCUACGGUUUGGAAAAAUACUACGAUCCGCUAAUGGAGUCGUCGUUCUACAUGACGCGGCUCAUGAGGUACAACUCGCCGGGCGAGAACCAGUGCAGUAUUGGUAUUGUACCUCACAGGGACAAGAGCUUUAUUACAGUAAUCGGGACAAACGAAGUCAAAGGUUUGGAGAUCGAAACUCGUGGUGGUGAUUGGAUUGAUUAUGAGCCAUCUCUUGGAAAAUUCAUUGUCAUUGCAGGUGAACCAUUCAUGGCAUGGAGCAAUGGAAGAAUAUAUAGCCCGCUCCACAAAGUCGUCGCUAAAGGAAGCAAGGAGAAACAUUCCGUCGGAGUUUUCUCUUUCAUCGGAGGUGUUCUGCAAGUGCCAGAUGAGCUCGUCGACCAUAAUAAUCCAUUGAAAUUCAAAUCUUUCCGUCACUUGGAGUUCGUCGAGUAUUGCAAGGAAGGUGGCGCCAAAAUGGAAGGAGCCAUCCAAAAAUACUGUGGAAUAUAA
Molecule: messenger RNA, 951 nt
Organism: Erythranthe guttata (spotted monkey flower)
Lineage: Eukaryota; Viridiplantae; Streptophyta; Magnoliopsida; Lamiales; Phrymaceae
Product: deoxypodophyllotoxin synthase
Source: RefSeq, a predicted model, not a curated record